Molecule: messenger RNA, 780 nt
Organism: Neocloeon triangulifer
Lineage: Eukaryota; Metazoa; Arthropoda; Insecta; Ephemeroptera; Baetidae
Gene: BCL7-like
Product: B-cell CLL/lymphoma 7 protein family member A
Exons: 4
Coding region: 178-582 (134 amino acids)
Source: RefSeq, a predicted model, not a curated record
CGACUCACCGCUUUCCUGCUCUGUGAUUGGUCGAGAGCGUACGUUCACUUUGUUAUGGCGUCCUGCGGUUUCUGAUCCCCUGAGAAAUCAAAUUUUCAACGCGAUUUUUGCAGCAAUUGAGCGAUUUUACUGACCGACGCAUAAUUGAAAGUAAUCCGGUUUGUUGGACACGUCAAAAUGAUGUCGAGGUCUGUUCGAGCAGAAACCAGGAGCCGGGCUAAGGAUGACAUUAAAAGGAUCAUGCAAGUGGUCGACAAAGUUCGGCACUGGGAAAAGAAAUGGGUCACAAUUGGAGACACCACCAUGAAAAUUUUUAAAUGGGUGCCCAUUACUGCCAGCACGGAUCAGAAAAAGAAGGCGAAGGAAAUCUCAUCGGGGAAAGAAAACGGAACGCCUAGGAAAGGAGCCUUGGAUAAUUCGAAUUCAAAUUUCGCAAUGGCUGAAGACUCAAAUACAUGUUUCUCGACAGUGAGUGACUCGCAAGGACCCACAGAUUUUGGAGCUACGCUGGGUUUUUCAGAAGACUCUAAUUCGCAAAGCAGUGAACCACCGUCUAAGAGACUCAAACCGUCUAAAGAUUAAACACCAAAAGUCUUUUCAAAGACUAAAAUAUUUUAUCAUGCGACUUGAUGACGCAUGCAUAUUUGUACAGAUUGAUUCAUAAUGAAUUCCUAAAUUUACCUUCGGAAACAGUAUAAUUACCUAACUUUGUGUAUUUGUAACAUUCUGUAAGUGGGAAUAAGUGUUUGUACUUUUAAUUAAAACAUAAGUCCUUAUCGU